CUACCUGGCAAUGUACAGCAUCAUCUCAUAUUGGAUUUCCAGGGAAACAUUAUUGCAAUUACAGUAUAUGUCAUGAAGAUGAGGCCAUGGAGAACCAGCAUCAUUAUUCUGCUGAUUGCCAUCACAGAUCUUCUGCACCUUAGCAGUCUUCCUUUCCUGGUAUACAAUUAUGCUAAUAAGGAAAAGUGGACUCUUGGAGACUUUACGUGCAAGCUCAUCCGAGUUGCAUUUCAUUUUAACCUAUAUGGCAGCAUUCUCUUCCUGACCUGUUUCAGCAUCUUCCGCUACUUUGUCAUUGUUCAUCCAAUGAAAUUUCACUCCAUCCACAAAAGAAGAUGGGGCAGCAUAGCGUGCGCUGCUGUGUGGGUAAUUGCAUUAAUUGAGGGUCCUUCCAUGGUUGUUUUCAUGAGAAAUGGUUGAAGAGUACUGGUGGCUUGCAUGGACUUUGCAGUGUCUGUUGAUACACAUAAUGUACGUUGGUAUAAUUGCUUCCUCACUUCCACUGGAUUUGCACUACCUUUACUAGUAGUGACUCUAUCCUAUACUUGCAUCAACUUCAGCUUAGCAAAUGGACCAUAUACUAAUGAUGCUCAUAAGAUAAAGGCUCGACGCCUUGUUGUCAUUCUUCUGGUUAUUUAUGCUUGUUUUUUACCUUUACAUAUUUUUAGAGCUAUUCGUAUCGAAACUCGGCAGUAUCCCGUAGACUGUGUAAUGAAAAGCAUAUCCAUGCCACAUACAUUAGCAUCUAGACCCAUAGCUUCGUUAAAUACAUUUGGCAAUUUGUUACUGUAUGUUGCUGUGGGGGCAACUUCCGGCAAGCUAUUCAGUCACUUUAUAAAGCAAACCCUAUGA
Messenger RNA from Bufo bufo (common toad), 852 nucleotides. It is a transcript of the gene OXGR1, whose product is annotated as oxoglutarate receptor 1. NCBI's taxonomy places the organism in Eukaryota, Metazoa, Chordata, Amphibia, Anura, Bufonidae. Gene Ontology annotation, molecular function: G protein-coupled receptor activity. Gene Ontology annotation, cellular component: plasma membrane. Gene Ontology annotation, biological process: G protein-coupled receptor signaling pathway. The record is from RefSeq and is a predicted model, not a curated record.